Molecule: messenger RNA, 4133 nt
Organism: Pieris napi
Lineage: Eukaryota; Metazoa; Arthropoda; Insecta; Lepidoptera; Pieridae
Gene: Elp1
Product: putative elongator complex protein 1
Exons: 8
Coding region: 148-3948 (1266 amino acids)
Biological process (GO): tRNA wobble base 5-methoxycarbonylmethyl-2-thiouridinylation
Cellular component (GO): elongator holoenzyme complex; cytosol
Molecular function (GO): tRNA binding
Source: RefSeq, a predicted model, not a curated record
AAAUGUGAACUCAUAUACUAGCAUAUUCUGUGACUUCACUUUUAUUGAUUAGCAAAAUUUUCAUGCUUUCAUUGUGGAAGGGUGUGUUUUUUUAACUUGUUGCUUUCAUGUUGUGUUAGAGGAACUCAAUCAAGUUUUACAAAGAAAAUGCGGAAUUUACAACUUUGGCGAACUUCCGCGAGAAAACUUGAUUAUUUAAGUGAUGAAAUAUCAUGCGCCUGCUAUGGUCGUCAUGGAGCAUGCCCUGCCGGAGAAUUAUUUAUAUGCACACAUAACCUUAUUGUCCGAUGUUUUACUAAAAAUGGAAGGUUAAAAUGGUCUAAAGACCUUUCUGAGAUAUCCUCACUCCGUAACGCGCCAGUCAAUGCAACUUAUCUGAGUUUGGUAAACACCCUGAGCAUUGGGCUAUCAAAUGGGGAAAUAUUUGGAAUGACUGAAACUGGUGCUGAUCUUGAAUUAAAAGGUAUCUGUGAAGAUGGGAUCUUGGCAUUUGAAUGGAGUCACGAUCAAGAGACAUUGGCUUUAGUAACAAAGGACUACAGGGUUAUGGUAAUGUCAUGCACAUAUGACGUAGUGAAUCAUGUGGACCUGCUAACAGAAGAAUUUGGUGCAAAAGAAUUUAUAACUGUUGGAUGGGGAAAGAAAGAAACUCAAUUCCAUGGCUCAGAAGGCAAACAUGCUGCAAAAGCCAAAAGCGACUUCUUUGUUGAUAAACAUGCAUUGAUUAAUAAUCAAGUAUUAAUAUCUUGGAAAUAUCAUGGACGCUUGUUUGCUGUUGGAUUUACAAUGGAAGGAAUAAGACGCUUUAAAGUUUUUGAUCGUGGAGGAAAGUUGCUCUACACCAGCGAGAGACAGCAGGGUCUUGAAGCAAACUUGGGGUGGCGUCCCAGUGGCAACACUAUUGCAACAACGCAGAGACUCUCAGAUAAAUAUGUUGUUACAUUCUUUGAAAAAAACGGUUUGAAACAUGGAGAAUUUGAAAUACCUGAAAUUGAAAAUAUAGAAGUACAAAAAGUUUUGUGGAGCCAAGAUUCAGAGAUUUUGACUUUAGUUUGUAAGGACUUGAAGGAUCGUUCUCCUAAAGUUCUAUUAUUCACAAGUAGCAACUAUCACUGGUACCUCAAGCAGACACUUACAUUUAGUGGUCAUAGUAAAUUAAGCCAGAUUAUGUGGGAUAAUGGUUUUGAUACUACACACAACAAAACACUCCAUAUUCUGUUCAAAAAUGGAUGUUACUAUACAUAUUCAUGGGUUUGGGAUGUUGACCACAGUACUGGAAAAUGUAUAAAAGAUGAUGCAAUAGUGUCAGUUAUUGAUGGAAAAAAACUAUUAGUGUCUUCAUUCCGUCAAUCAGUAGUACCACCCCCUAUGGCGAAUUUAGAAAUUGAGACAGAUACUUUUAUAGACUCAGUGCAGUUUCUCAUGGAACCUUGUGAUGAUUCUGACUUCAACUCUUUUUUUAUUUGUUCUGCCAACAUGUUGACAUUCUACCAACAAAUUCAGAAGAAGCCACUCAAGUAUGUGGUUACUAAAACUAUAUGUUUAAAUACAUUUGAAUUUCCAUUUCAAUAUUAUAAUUGGUACUGGUGGAAACAAAAUGUUUUAGCUGUUAUUCAAUUGGAUGAUGAUAGUAAUUAUAAAUUGUUAUUAUUUACAAUAUUGGAAAAUGGAUUAGAAGAGAUUUAUUCUAAAAGCUUACCUGCAGCUGUUGUACGAAUUCAUUCCCAUCCACUGAUACCUAAGCUAUACUUUCACCUUGAAACUGGUAAAGUUAUGGAAUAUAAUUCUGAAGGCUUAGAGGAACUAGCUGAAUCAUUCCCAGUCGCAUGUCCAAAAUUCUGUGUUUUGCCCAUUGGAGACCUAGGCUACUUUGUAGGUCUAACACAUAAGGGGCUUUUAUAUCUUCAGGACAGAGUCAUAAUGAACAAUGUUGGAUCAAUUUUUGUUCACACUGAUUACUUUCUCAUAACAUCAAAAAAAAAUUUUAUGCUAUGCACCAAACUGACUCAAGAUGGCCUGGGAGCAGUAAUUGAUUAUGAUGAUACAGAAUCUCCCGAUGUUUAUAAAAGAAGAGUGGAAUGCGGGUCAAAAAUUGUUGUAGUCGUCCCUAAUGACACAAGGACAGUGCUACAAAUGCCUCGAGGUAACCUGGAAGUUAUUGAACCAAGGCCCCUUUCACUUAAAAUUGUUGGUGAAUACUUGAAUUCUCUUAAGUACUAUGAAGUAUUUGAUUUGAUGAGGAAACAAAGAAUCAAUCUUAAUUUAAUAUAUGAUCAUAAUCCUCAACUCUUUGUCGAUAAUAUUGAUAAAUUUUUGGAAAUAAUAAAUAAUAACUCGUGGCUCAGCCUCUUUCUGACAGAUCUAGAAAACAAAGAUGUUACCAAAACUAUGUAUGCAACUAGCUACAUCUGUAGUGAGGAGAAUAAGGACUGUGACAAAAAAGUGGAUUUCAUUUGUGAUCUUGUAAGAGAGCGGCUUAAUUCAGGAACAGACAAAUUAGCUAGAGUGCUGCCAUUGCUAACCACCUUCGUUAAAAAGAACACAAUACAAGACUUAGAAAGCGCACUAAUCAUUAUUAAAGAUCUAAAAAACCUAGAAUUUAACGGUUCUAAACUGCCAGUAUCUUCAGAUGAAGCUCUAAAGUACCUACUUUAUAUUGUUGAUGUUAAUAAGUUGUUUGAUGUUGCCCUAGGAAUGUAUGAUUUUGAUCUGGUGCUAUUAGUAGCCAAUAAAUCUCAAAAGGAUCCCAAAGAAUACAUACCUAUGCUAAAUGAAUUGAAUGCAAUGGAUGAAAACUACAAAAGGUUUACCAUUAACAAAAAUUUAAAAAGGUAUCUCUUAGCCGUUGAUAGUCUCAUUAAAUGUGGUCCAAGCAAACAUGAAGAAUUAAAAACAUUUGUAAAAUACCAUAGUUUGUAUAGAGAUGCAUUAAAAAUGUUAACACCAGGUGAUUAUAUUUAUAAACAGAUUUGUGAUGAUUUUGGUGCAUAUUUAAAGUUAAAAAAACAAUACCUAGAAUCUGGGAUAAUGUUUGAAAGGGCUGAUAAUAUAGAAAAGGCUUUAGAAUGUUACAAAGAAGUUAUGGAAUGGGAGUUGGCUAUAAAAUUGGUACAACACUUACCUACAGAUGAAUUCAAAGCAAUAUGUUGGGAUUUUGUUGAAGCUCUAAAGCAAGAAAAGCGUCAUAGUGAGGCUUUAAGGAUUCUAGAGAUGCUAGGUGAUAAUGAAAUAGAAACUAUAAAGUUUGCUGUGGAAAAUGGAGAAUUUAAGUCUGCUAUACGACUAUGUUAUAGCUUUGACAUGCACACGUUUUUAGAGACAGAUGUUAAACCAGCAGUUAUAGAAGAGUUUAAUAAUUUAAAGGAUCUAUUAGAGACAAAUUUGAAAAAUUUCAAGAACUAUAGAGAUCGCUUACAAGUAGUUCGGGAGAAUAAAUCCAAAGCUCCACCCAGGAAUGAACAUAUUCCCUACUAUAAUCGUGACUAUGACUUAUAUUCUGAUGUUGGAAGCACUAUUGGCUCUUCUACUGGAUCAAGCCGCUCCUAUCGCUCAAGCAAGAACCGCAGGAAACAUGAACGGAAAGUUGCCUCAUUGAAGGAAGGAUCACAAUAUGAAGACACAGCCUUGGUGAUGGCCCUACAUUCACUGGUCACAGCUACAUUUGAAUUACGACCGUUGGUCAGGGAAAUAAACUUAGCUCUUUGCAGCUUAUAUAAGGAUGAUGAAGCUAAGAUACUACAGUACCUCCUAGAUAGAGUGCUACAAGAAAUGAAAGACAGUUUCAAUCAAAUUUGGACAGACACUUUUGUCAUAGAGGCGACAAUGGCAGUAAUAGCAGCUGAACAAGCAGGGGGCAGCAUUAUACGCCAAGGGAUUGCAACUUUAGAACCUAGUGUCAGAAUAGCUCCUGUUAUUCAAGAUGUACGUUGGAAAUUAGAUUUAGACUAAUUUCUAAAACUUUAGAAUCCCUUCUAUUUAUCAAAUUCAGCAUAGAAUUGUACAAUUUUUAUUGUUAUAUCUCAGAAAGUUAAUAACAUUUUGAAUGUAUAUAAGAAAACUUCAUUAUUAACUAUUCUAAUGUAGAUCUUCAAAUACAAAAAAGUUUAAAUUUGUGUCUAAAUUUAUAUAUCAUA